ACUAACUGAUCAUUUCCAAAACGAGACAUGAAAAUACUUGCCCAAAUUUUCUUGCUAACCAAACAAAUCUAGAAAAUCAGUGUAUCGUUUUCGUUUGCUUCCAAAAUCAGUUUAUAGCUUGGAUAUCACUUUACCUCGCUGGAGAGUUGGGGAAUGUUCUUUGUUUUGAUUGAGACUCUGAAGCUAUCCUAAACACUCUCAGAUCUGCUAACUCUCUUAUUUCUGUCUCAAAAGCUUCAAUUUUCUAUGCUUUUGGCUCUCUUGCAUUACCACAACUGAAUAGAGCUCAGAGACAUCACACAAAUCAAGAGGAGAUUGGCAGUAUUUUAGAGGGGCUAGAUGGCUACACUUGCAGAUAUGGGCCUUGCGGCAGCUAUCAAUAUUCUCACUGCAGUUAUUUUCUUAGUGGCAUUUGCCAUAUUACGGCUUCAACCUUUCAAUGAUAGGGUAUAUUUUCCAAAAUGGUACCUUAAGGGUUUAAGAAGCAGUCCAACGCAGUCUGGAGCAUUCGUAAGCAAGUUUGUCAAUUUGGACUUCAAAUCAUAUUUGAGGUUUCUGAAUUGGAUGCCCGAGGCACUGAAAAUGCCUGAACUUGAGCUUAUUGACCAUGCAGGAUUGGAUUCUGCUGUUUAUUUACGGAUUUACUUGCUAGGACUCAAAAUUUUUGUUCCUAUGACAUUCAUUGCGUGGGCUAUCCUGGUACCAGUUAACUGGACUAAUGACACAUUACAGAGACAAAAUGUAACUUACAGUGAAAUUGAUAAGCUUUCUAUAUCUAACAUCCCCCUUGGAUCACACAAAUUUUGGGCUCAUAUAGUGAUCACCUAUGUGUUCACUUUUUGGACAUGCUAUGUAUUACGAAAAGAGUAUGAAACAAUUGCAUCAAUGCGUUUGCAUUUUCUUGCCUCAGAAAGACGUCGUCCUGAUCAAUUCACGGUCCUUGUUAGGAAUGUACCACCAGACCCUGAUGAAUCAGUUAGCGAGCUUGUGGAGCACUUUUGCCUGGUCAACCAUCCAGAUCAUUAUCUUACUCAUCAGGUCGUAUUCAAUGCAAACAAACUUGCAAAAUUGGUCAAUGAGAAGAAGAAAAAGCAAAACUGGCUUGAUUAUUAUCAAUUAAAAUAUUCUAGAAAUCAAUCACGACGGCCUCUCAUGAAGACUGGUUUCCUUGGCCUCUGUGGGGAUAAGGUGGAUGCAAUUGAUUUUCAUACAUCUGAAAUCGAGAGAUUAUCCAAAGAAAUAGCUGCGGAACGAGAAAAUGUUACAAAUGAUCCAAAGUCUAUUAUGCCAGCAGCAUUUGUCUCCUUCAAAACUCGGUGGGGUGCUGCCGUUUGUGCACAAACCCAGCAAUCCAGAGAUCCAACAUUAUGGUUGACAGAAUGGGCCCCAGAGCCACGUGACAUAUUUUGGCAAAACCUGGCAAUUCCUUAUGUUCAAUUGACAAUUAAGAGGCUUAUAAUUGCUGUUGCCUUCUUCUUCCUCACAUUCUUCUUCAUGAUCCCAAUUGCAUUGGUACAAUCCCUUGCAAACAUCGAGGGUAUCGAGAAAAAGUUGCCAUUCCUAAAGGUCAUUAUUGAUAUACAUAUCAUCAAGUCGUUCAUCCAAGGUUUUCUACCUGGGAUUGCUUUGAAGCUUUUCCUCAUCUUUCUGCCAGCAAUACUGAUGUUCAUGUCUAAAGUUGAAGGCUUUAUAAGUAUAUCAUCACUUGAGAGGAGAUCUGCAUCUAGAUAUUACAUCUUCAACUUUGUGAAUGUAUUUCUUGGGAGCAUAAUCACAGGAACUGCAUUUGAGCAACUAAAUUCGUUUAUUAACCAGUCGCCGAAGGAGAUCCCUAUAACCAUUGGUGUGGCAAUUCCAAUGAAAGCAACUUUCUUUAUAACAUAUAUAAUGGUUGAUGGAUGGGCUGGUAUUGCUGGGGAAAUUUUAAGGUUGAAACCAUUGAUUUUCUAUCACUUGAAGAAUUUUUUCUUGGUGAAGACUGAAAAGGAUAGGGAGGAAGCAAUGGAUCCAGGGUCUCUGGGUUUCAACACUGGCGAACCUCAAAUACAACUCUAUUUUUUACUAGGCCUUGUUUAUGCUGUGGUGACACCGCUUCUACUUCCUUUCAUACUGGUUUUCUUUGGUCUGGCGUAUGUUGUAUACCGCCAUCAGAUCAUAAAUGUCUACAACCAAGAGUAUGAAAGUGGUGCGGCAUUUUGGCCUGAUGUCCAUGGACGUGUAAUAGCUGCAUUGGUUAUCUCGCAGCUUCUUCUAAUGGGAUUGAUAAGUACAAAACAAGCUGCUCAGUCAACACCAUUUCUCAUUGCUCUUCCCGUACUGACCAUAACGUUCCAUUUGUUCUGCAAAGGUCGUUAUGAACCUGCAUUUAUCAGAUAUCCAUUGCAGGAAGCGAUGAUGAAAGAUACCCUAGAACGCGCUAGGGAACCAAACCUCAAUCUGAAAGGCUAUCUCCUGAAUGCUUAUAUCCAUCCCAUUUUCAAAGCCAGUGAUGACGAUGAUGAAGACGAAGAAAUUAAUGAAAAAUGGGACCAGGAGAGUGUGCUCGUCCCCACAAAGCGCCAGUCACGCAAAAACACACCAUUGCCCAGCAAAAUUAGCAGCAACUCGUCGCCAUCUCUGCCUGAGGAGGAGGAGUUUCAGGAACUUUCACUGCUGUAAAUCCUAAGCAUGAGACUCUUCGUACAUUGGGCACCUUGCAUUGUUUAAAUCAGUUAAGGAGGGUCACGCUGUAAAUUAGCAGAAAUAACUUUUUUUUCUUUUUUUGCUUUGUUGUUGUUUAUGUGUGUGUAUAUGUACAUAAAUAUAUAUAUACAUACAGAGAGAGAGAGAGAGAGAGAGAGAGAGUGGUGCAGCCUCUGGUUUUGAAUUUGAAGACAUUGAUUCUGAUGUUAUGACAGUGGAAACAGCAACCCUGGAAGAAGAUCAGGACGAGUUUGUGAAAUUUUACAUAUGAGAAUUGAAAUGCUUGUUGGUUCACAAAGAUAUGAGUUAUAACCACAAAUUUUUCUGCGUCCGUGAAUGUCCCCAUUUUUUAACCACUGGUCUACAGGUUAGAUGGUGUCAAGUUGGUCUCUGGACUUGUUUGUUUGAGGUUGAAGCUUGUUUCUUGUAUGAUCCUUCUGCACUGCAGGAUUCAAUCACCAGACUAGGCCAGUGUUUGUUUGUAGGAUUAUACUAUCCAAAACCAGAAGUGUAUAGCUCUCGCAAAUGGUAGAACAACUUUGAGUAGUACAUGAUGGGAAUUUUCUUAAUUGAUUAUUAGCAUGUUGGAUUGUAUGGUGGAUUGCUUGAUGUUCAUUUAA
Camellia sinensis is the source of this 3302-nucleotide messenger RNA. RefSeq names its product hyperosmolality-gated Ca2+ permeable channel 1.2. The record is from RefSeq and is a predicted model, not a curated record. Gene Ontology annotation, cellular component: plasma membrane. Lineage: Eukaryota; Viridiplantae; Streptophyta; Magnoliopsida; Ericales; Theaceae. Gene Ontology annotation, molecular function: calcium-activated cation channel activity.